AGCCAAAAGAAUAGUUAAUACUCAAUACAACCCAAAAUGAGGUCCAUUCUGGCCCAGACCUACUAAAUCAUGGGUGAUGCCAUCAGGGUCCAAAUGUUGGGAACCGAUCUGCACCCGCGCGCAUUGGACCGAUAAAUUGGUCAUCAGGUUCGGCCGCCAUGAUGCAAAGGGAGGAACGAAAAAAAAAAUCUAGAGGACACGUGGCAAGAGACUCCCAGAUAUUUCCCUCCCAAUGGACGCCAUCGGCUCGUAAUAAUUAUUAGUAUCGCCAACGUUGAGACUUCGCCUAGUUCCGUAGCUCUUCAUCGUCGGAUCGAUGGACCUGCAGGCGAUGAUGGACGGCGGCUCCGGUGGCAGGGGCGGUCCCUGGACCGAGGAGCGCCACUCGUCCUUCCUCAACUGGAUGGAGGAGUCCUUCGUCCGCCGCAUGCUCGCCGGCGCCGGCUUCCAAGCGUCUUGCUCUGCCACUUGUAAUUGCCGCAGCCGCCGCUGCCGCUGCCGCCACCUACCGCUCGACCGCUACCUCCCCGACAGCGCCACAGAGUCCACCCGUGACUUCCAUGGCCCACGGCGGAGCUCCGGCACCGGCCGGCCGAUGCGAUCGCCGGUGUCGGUGGAUGAGGAGGAAGAGGAGCCAGCAUCUGGGAACCUGGCAAUCACAGGUGACGGCAGGAGGGCGAGGAAGCGGCCUCUUCCACGGUACGAUGCAUCGCAGGAUCAGGUGGUCCCACAGCUUGGAAACGCCGAGGUAGAUGACAGCAAUUCUAAGAACCAAACAGAAGCGGAAGGAGGGAUUCUUACAGUCUCUCCAACCAGCCACAGUUGGGGGAAGAAAGGGAGAGGACGACGUGAUCACUCUCAUGAUGCCUUUUAGCAGUAGUUUUCUUCUCAUCUCUGGACUAUGUAGAGAAGAAAGAGGAGUUUCUGAUGGCAGUUCCACCUCUGAAUUUCCUCAUCUUGCAAGAGGGAUUUACAUUGGUUCUAGUAUAUCUGUAAUCAGUUGAUGAGUGGGUCUGCACCUACGUGUACAUAAGUCUAGUAUCUUGUAAAGCUAGUCCUCGUGAAGAUGAAUUUGUCGUUCAGCAUGCCGUUGUCCCGAGUAACGCAAGUAAGGAUCGAUCGGGCUAUAAGAGGAGAUGUUUUAAAUAUAGAUUAGCACAUUCAAAUGAAGCCUGUCGAUCAGCAAAGAACUGGAGGUUUUUAAGUGACUAAGAAGACAUGCUUUUGAGACAUUCCAGUGUGUGCAAACAAUGCUUUUACUGAUCUCGCUGUAUGUUGGUGAUGGUUUAUUGGCGCCUGUUAUUCUUCCACUAA
Molecule: messenger RNA, 1314 nt
Organism: Phoenix dactylifera (date palm)
Lineage: Eukaryota; Viridiplantae; Streptophyta; Magnoliopsida; Arecales; Arecaceae
Biological process (GO): response to cold; regulation of circadian rhythm
Source: RefSeq, a predicted model, not a curated record